AUGUCUUCUCGUGCGAACCAGUUCAUUGCGGACACUCCCGAGCCUCCUGCAUGGCUCACUCGCGUUUGUCAAAGUCCCAUGGGGAAGUCGCUCUUCCUCUACAUUCUCAAAGAUCCCACGCUCCACGACCAUCUUCGCACGGGCGAUUACAACGCUCUGAUCGAUUUCUUCACUUCCACCCUCAUCCUCAACUCCACCGACCUCUGCAGCACCAUCCACCAAGUGGACCUGAACUGCUGCUGCUACGCAACGACCGUUCUCUUCUUCGAUCGAAUCUUAAACGACAUCGCCCACAGCACUUCCCACGCCGAGUGCGAAUCCAAAAUCGCCCAGUUUUUGGACAGCUACUCCUUCGCCUCCGUCCAGGAAUGCAACGUUUUUAUCAACUACAUCGCCACUCUCCUCGCCGCUCUGCCCUCGCCUCCCAUCCAAGCCUUCCUCCAGCAGCUUCUCGAGCGCGUCUUCGACACGCUCCGCGCUCGCCACUCCACCACACUCAUCACGUUGCUUUGCUAUGCGGGCACCGCGCGGUUCAACGAUCUCUUACCGGCCAUCCAGAGCGUUCUCACCGACGACUACACGCGUCUGGCCGAGCUCAACUCGCGCUUGCACCAGCUCUCCCCCGAAGACCAAGCGGCGUUCCGCCAAAACCGGCUCUCGCAGCUGCUGUUUUCGUACUUGGCCUCGCAGCUGGUGAGCAUUCAGUUCUCGGGGAGCCGGUUUAUGGAGAUGGUGGUGCAGAUUCUGCUGUGGCUGCUGCUGGAGAAGCCCGCGGAGAAGGAGCAGGCGCCGCUGCUGCGGAUGUUGCGGAUGUGCACGUCGCGCGACGCGGUGCGGUUCCGCGACAUGGAGCUGCGCGAGCUGAUGAUGAAGCUGUGCGGGAAGGAGAGCGAGGGCGUGACGGAGAUCGGGUGGUUCUAUCGCGAGUAUUGCAUGCAGUGGCUGGAAAUGUGCUUCGCGAAGGGGAACAUUGGGCAGUUCACGAAGGACAGCUUGUUCUUCUUCUUGGAUUUGCUGGCAGUGCUGGCGGAGCAGGAGAACUAUACGGAGCGCGUGACGUCGAUUAUGGUGACGAUUCCGUGUCUUGUGUUCCAUGUACGAGUGAAAACACAGCGGUGA
This is a messenger RNA of Blastocystis hominis, 1119 nucleotides long. RefSeq lists its product as hypothetical. The record is from RefSeq and is a predicted model, not a curated record. The transcript has 3 exons. Lineage: Eukaryota; Bigyra; Opalinata; Blastocystidae. The coding region runs from base 1 to 1119 and encodes 372 amino acids.